Molecule: messenger RNA, 4884 nt
Organism: Mustela erminea (ermine)
Lineage: Eukaryota; Metazoa; Chordata; Mammalia; Carnivora; Mustelidae
Gene: UBASH3B
Product: ubiquitin associated and SH3 domain containing B
Exons: 14
Coding region: 374-2323 (649 amino acids)
Biological process (GO): peptidyl-tyrosine dephosphorylation; platelet aggregation; collagen-activated tyrosine kinase receptor signaling pathway
Cellular component (GO): cytoplasm
Molecular function (GO): protein tyrosine phosphatase activity; protein binding
Source: RefSeq, a predicted model, not a curated record
GGUACUGGCAAGGCAGGGCCGGCCCACAAGGCUCCUUUUCCUUUUUGAUCCAUUCAAAAAUUACUCAUUGCAAAUUCCCGGACCGCUAGGAGCCGAGAAGGAAGGGGGCGGAGGAGAGAGGACCGCUGCCGGCGCCGCGCUGGGGGCACCCGGGGGCCCGAGCAGCUGACGGCGGGUCCGGCCCAAGCAGCCCGCGGGCCGCCCUGGCUCCGGUGGCCUCACCAGGAAGCGUCAGUCUCGACUCUGGGGAAGCUCCGAGCGCCGCCUCCGUCGCCGCCUCCCGCCCGGCGCUGGGUCCCCGAGCCCCCUUCCCUGCUCCCUCCCGGACGCUCGGGCUCGGGCGCUUUCCCCGGCGAUGGCUGGCCGCUGAGCCAUGGCUCAGUACGGCCACCCCGGCCCGCUCGGCAUGGCUGCGAGAGAGGAGCUGUACAGCAAAGUCACCCCGCGGAGGAGCCGCCAGCAGCGCCCCGGCACUAUCAAGCAUGGAUCGGCGCUGGACGUGCUGCUCUCCAUGGGCUUCCCUAGAGCCCGCGCACAAAAAGCCUUGGCAUCCACAGGAGGAAGAAGUGUUCAGGCAGCAUGUGACUGGCUGUUCUCUCAUGUCGGCGACCCCUUCCUGGAUGACCCCCUGCCCCGGGAGUACGUCCUCUACCUCCGACCCACCGGCCCCUUAGCACAGAAGCUCUCUGACUUCUGGCAACAGUCGAAGCAGAUCUGCGGGAAGAACAAGGCCCACAACAUCUUCCCACACAUCACCCUCUGCCAGUUCUUCAUGUGUGAGGACAGCAAGGUGGACGCCCUGGGGGAAGCCCUGCAGACCACGGUCAGUCGCUGGAAGUGCAAGUUCUCAGCCCCGCUGCCCCUGGAGCUCUAUACCUCCUCCAACUUCAUCGGCCUCUUCGUGAAGGAAGACAGCGCAGAGGUCCUCAAGAAGUUUGCCGCUGACUUUGCCGCAGAGGCUGCGUCCAAAACCGAAGUCCAUGUGGAACCUCAUAAGAAGCAGCUGCACGUCACCCUGGCUUACCACUUCCAAGCGAGCCACUUACCCACCCUGGAGAAGCUAGCCCAGAACAUCGAUGUCAAACUAGGCUGCGACUGGGUGGCCACCAUAUUCUCGCGAGAUAUCCGGUUUGCGAACCAUGAGACAUUACAGGUGAUCUACCCCUACACCCCACAAAACGAUGAUGAGCUCGAGCUGACCCCUGGGGACUUCAUCUUCAUGUCUCCGAUGGAGCAGACCAGCACCAGUGAGGGCUGGAUCUACGGCACGUCCCUAACCACCGGCUGCUCCGGACUCUUGCCCGAGAACUACAUUACCAAGGCGGACGAGUGCAGCACCUGGAUAUUUCACGGGUCUUACUCGAUCUUAAACACAGCAUCUUCUAACGCGCUCUCAUUCGGGGACAGUGUGUUGGAGAGGCGACAGUAUGAGGAUCAGGGCCUGGGGGAGACGGCGCCCCUGACCAUCAUUUGCCAGCCCACGCAGCCUCUGAGGGUUAAUAGCCAGCCCGGCCCUCAGAAGAGAUGCCUCUUUGUGUGUCGGCACGGUGAGAGGAUGGAUGUCGUGUUUGGGAAGUACUGGCUCUCCCAGUGCUUUGAUGCCAAAGGCCGCUACAUACGCACCAACCUGAACAUGCCUCAUAGCUUACCUCAGCGGAGUGGUGGUUUCCGGGAUUACGAGAAAGAUGCCCCGAUCACCGUGUUUGGAUGUAUGCAAGCAAGACUGGUGGGGGAAGCCUUACUGGAGAGCAACACCAUCAUCGACCACGUCUACUGCUCCCCAUCCCUGCGCUGCGUGCAGACUGCAUACAACAUCUUGAAAGGUUUACAACAAGAAAACCACCUGAAGAUCCGUGUAGAGCCUGGCUUAUUUGAGUGGACGAAAUGGGUUCCUGGGAACACCUUACCUGCAUGGAUACCUCCGUCAGAGCUAGCGGCCGCCAACCUGAGCGUGGAUACAACCUACAGACCUCACAUUCCAGUCAGCAAAUUAGUGGUUUCAGAAUCCUACGACACUUACAUUAGUAGAAGUUUCCAAGUGACAAAAGAAAUAAUAAGUGAGUGUAAAAGUAAAGGAAAUAACAUCCUGAUUGUGGCUCAUGCGUCUUCCCUGGAAGCAUGUACCUGCCAGCUGCAGGGCCUGUCCCCCCAGAACUCCAAGGACUUUGUACAAAUGGUCCGAAAGAUCCCAUACUUGGGGUUUUGUUCCUGCGAAGAACUGGGAGAAACUGGGAUAUGGCAGCUGACAGACCCCCCUAUCCUCCCUCUCACCCAUGGACCAACUGGGGGCUUCAACUGGAGAGAGACCUUGCUGCAAGAAUAAAUCACGGCAGUGAACAAGAAGAGGAGGCUCUAGAAGGCCGUCGGGAGAAGCGUCUUUCCGUGUGUUGAGUGACAGUGGCCAAGUCUGUACCACCUCCUAAGUAGACAGCUCAGCGUCUUUGAGCAGAUUUCCUUUCAUGCUUUAAAACUCUGAUGAUGAGACUGUGGGAAUGAGAAAAAGACCUGAUUCAGGGAUGGAAUUCAUUCUCUCUGGAUGCUUACCUAGCUAACAAAGCUUUCGAGAACUGUCUUCAUAAAUCAAGGCACCUGCUACAGCAGCAGAUGUGUUCUUCCUUCCUGCUGUGCGUGGCUGAGGAGCCAGAGAGCUCCUGAAGGGAGCAGUCAGCCUGCUCCAAGGAGGAAUGCGAGAGGGCAGCGUGUGUCCAGAAUCCAGCUGGAGAGACACCGAGCUGCCAGUUUGGUGAUGGGAUUCUCUCGGACUCCAUGUCCAGUUAGGCAAAGCCAAGCUGAGAGAUUCUUUUUAAGGUUAUUAGAAAAAUGGCCCUGCAGAGAGUUGUUCUUAUUGCACAUCAAAUUCUCCCCUCCCUAGGACCCCCACACCCGUGCUGCUGGCUCAAGGCGCCUGCUGGAUGACUCCGUCCACCCUGGUACCUACUCCUGCCGCGUUUUCUCUAGAACAACUGGCUACGGCGUUUUGCUAUGGCCCUUCCCCCUCGCUUCUCUCUGUGAAAUGGGGAGACCAAGCACCUUUGGACACUCAGGAGGAAGACAGACGUGCGACGUAUUCAAUUGUGGGAGCAAAGAACUUCCAAAAUAUAAAGCGACCUGGCAUUAUCCACGUCCCAGCAUUUCCAAAUCACCAUGAUCUUCUCAUCUUUGCCCCUAGAGUCUAGACUGUGGUGACUGGUAAAGGAUGUUGGCGUUUUGAAAGCGUGUGUGUUCGGUCCGUUACUUGAGUCAGCAAGAAGCUCAUUCCUGUGCAAUACGGACGUCUUUACAGACCGUACCCAGGGUCAGGUCGUGUACACAGAGUACUUGUCACCAAGGGCUGCACAUCCACCCAUGCAUCAGUGACACCAGAGACGCUCAGAGAAGUCAGGGAACUAAUUUAAAGGAUGACAGUCACGAUUGCUGUGCGUGCUGUCAUUUUCUAUUUGUUUUUCUAGAACGUAACAUACCGAGGUAGGGCUACUUAAGAAAAGGUGGGCGAGCCACGUCCUGUGGUUUCUCGUCACACCUGCUUCCUGAAUUCAGAGGGAGUUUAUCUAAAAGAAAAAUAAAUGACAAUCAAACUAAGACAUCAGUUAUCGAUGUGUAUUUAAUUGUGUGACUAGCUGACUGUUGGCCGCACACGACGGUCUGGUGCGGUGUAGUUCACUGUGUAGACAAUGUGUGCAGAUGAGAUCUGAGACAUGUAGAGAAACAGUGUAGAACAAAACAGUGUAUGUUGUAGCAAAUAGUACAUAUGAAACCCAAAAACAGAUCUGUGCUCCUAUUUGAAACUGGAAAGUGAGGAUUCCUAAAAAAAGGAGGAAAGUGAAAGGAUGCUGGCUAUGUGUCUUAAUCAGCAAGAGGAUUACAGUUGGGGUUUUUUUUAGGCCACUUAGACAAAUAUGUCAUGAAUUUUAGAUUUUAAGAAACAAACUUGAUUUUUUCUAGCAUUGCACCAACACUGAUCCAGCUACUGGGUAUAAAAAUACUCCGUGCUGAUACCAUUGAGUAAUAGAAAAUGUUUGAACCUUAAAAAUAGGGGAAAUAUUCUCAGUAAGAGAUUUCUAGGAGAAAAAUCACAUUACGGCUGAUAGGAUAUCACUGCUACUCAUUCUUUCAUCUGUAAUGAAAUGAAUCUACUGUUUAAUCAGAUCCGUAAUGUUCAUUAGACUCUCCACAAAUUUUCUUGGAUGUGCAAUGGUCAGAAUAAUGCUUGAGCACCUCACAUCUGACUUCCUUGAAGAUUGUAGCUGUGUGUUCUGGGCAGCGUCUGUACCUGGGCAGAAUAGGGCUCGGGAUAGGUUAUCCUCUCCCCCUCUUGGCUGUCUUGGUCCUGUGAUGACCUGAGAUGCCAGUUCAGCUGGGUACCAGUCCAUUGUCCUUAGCACAAUAUGGACGGAGUCUUAGGCUGUCUUCUGCAUGAGCAGGAGGCAGAGAUCUGAAAUCAUGUGCUGAGUAAUUGAGGUGGAAACCCCUGAAUUCAGGAGUUUAUUCUUCUGCUUUCAUUAUCUGGAUUGUUGAUCAAAAUGGUCUGAAUGAUCUGAAUUCACAUUCAAUUCUCUUUUCACAUAUUGGUAUUUUAAAAACUAAGACUCCAACGGAGAUAUUCUUUGAAAGUCAUGUUGAAUCUGUGUGUAAUAAAAAGAAUGCAGGAGUGUAUUACAUGAUUUCAUUUUCAUCCAAAAAUUCUAGGUUGACAUCACACCCUGAACUUCAGCUCGGUUCUUUUUGAGCCAAGGCUGACGCUUAUUUAGAACUAACAUUGGGGGUGGGGAAGUCAGGGAAGGAAGGAAGGAAGGAAGGAGGGAAGGACACACGGACAUCAAGAGAAGAACCAAAUGUUACUUGCAGACGGGAAUUUUUUGUUUUAUUGUAGAAAGUUGCCUGAAA